GGUGCCUGUGCAGGUCGUUGCUCGUAUCUCGUCUCUGUCGGAAGAAGUUGCGAUCCGAAGCGGCAAUUACUCCGUGUUUUAUACUCAAACUCACGCUUCUUUGCGAAGCCGUUGUCCUCUCAGAUCAACCAUCCUCCAUCCUCCGUCGCCGGUUUGGAACAUCAAUGAUCCCACGCUGCCGCAGGUGUAAAAUCGGCGAAUACACAAUCGUCGAAAAUGGCUAGGAAAAUCGCCAAGAUGUGGAUACGAAGUGAGUUGCUGCUGGGAAUGCCGAAGGCGAGGUCCCGCCGAUCCUACAGCUCGGAUUCGAAGGCGGUGGAAUUGAAAGCGCUGAAACCAUUCAUCAUGAAGAAGGUUCAGAAUUGGGCAAAGGAUUACCGUUUCUAUGAGACUGCCCCUGUGGCUCAGGAAGUCCUCAAGUCCCGAGCUUUACUCUACCGCGGUGUCUCCACCCUCCUCCACCAUUUGCCUGUCUGGGCGUGCAAAUACUGUCCAGAAGUGUACAUUGGAGAGAGAGGUCAUUUAAUCCGAACUUGUGGUGGUUACAGGCAUCUUGCAAAGAUUGAGGCUCAUAAGUGGAUCAAAGCGCGGUUGAAUGACAUUCUGGUUCCUGUAGAAGCAGUUCACUAUGCCCAAGAAAGAUCAGAUCAUGACCAUAUCCCAGCAGUAGUAGAACUCUGCUUACGAGCAGGAGCUACCCUCCCUAGUGAAUAUCUAAACAGUACAGAACCAGGAAACAGGUUUGAAACUGCAGAUCCACUGGACAAAGAAAUGGAGUCUGUAGCAAAAGAAACACUAAGUGCUUAUGAAUCAGUCAGGAAUGGCGUGGAGAAGCUGAUUCUGGUUUUCCCAGCAAAGGUAUGCAAACUCUGUUCGGAGGUUCACGUGGUGCCCUUAGGUGGAGUCAAUGAGAGUCAACAUGAGGCUCAUGUCUGGCAGAAGGCAGGAGUGGACGAUUUUGUCCCUCCAAAGAUAGUAUGGUUUCGGAGACCUCAAGAUCCACGGGUACUUGUGGAUGAAGGUCGGGAUUAUUAUGGGCAUGCUCCGGCCGUUAUAGAUAUGUGUGUCAAGGCAGGCGCUGCUGCACCUUACAAGUAUAUUUCGAUGAUGAAGGACAAUGGGUUAUCAGCACCUCUCUAGCAUGGCGCUGCAUGUAUUUUCAUGCAAGUAUGGAACUAUUAAUUACUUGUAUUAAGCUCUAAAAAUGAAUAAAAUAUGUGUUCUUAAGUGUUAAUGCACGUUAUGUUGUGUGGUUGCUGAAAACCUCUGAAGCUUCAUACAUAGAAUCGUGUAAUAAUGUACCCAUGCAUAAAAAAGUAUGAAGCUUUUUAGGGAGAAGUCAACUAUGCUUCCAUUAAGAGAGGAGAUAGGAGUAGGAUAAAUGAAUUUUGAUUGGAGGUAGUUCAGACUAUUAAAGAUACCUAUUGGGAAUAUAACAUUCUGCGCGUUAAGUAUAUAUAGAUCAUACUUCAUAUAGAACGUUGUAGCCUGUAGGAAGAUAAAUGAGUUUGGCCCAGGUUUAUUUGUUGUGUCUUUGAGUAAUCUGCAAUAACUUUAAUAUUUUCAACUCUUUUUCAUAUAAAAUAUGUUUAAAAAUACAAAUUACUAGCAAUUUUUCAUAUCAUAUUCGUAAUCAUUUUUUAGGUUUAUAUAAUACUCUUACAUAACAAGUCACUUAAACUUUUAUUUUUUUAGAGGGACUCAGUUUUUUGUCAUGAAAGUUUUUUUUAGAGUGAUUCAGUUUUUUGUCAUGUGCUGGUCAUUAUUCUCGGUUCCCUGAAGAACAGAUAGAGCUUAGGGAAACUAUUCAACUUGGAUUCGCCUAAAACACAAUUAAGUCAGACCAUUAAGGAAGUUUACUAAAUUUCAUGUUUAUGGACUUCUCCAGCUUUUUUAUCUACUAUUUCUAAUCUUUUUCUGUAAAUUCACUGCAAUGCAUUUUUACUUUUAAGUCCUGUGAAGCUCUCUCAUGAUCUCAUCUCACCAUGCUUCAAAAGCUCAAAGCUCCUUGACUCCUUCAAAGUCCUAUUUCAAUAUGGUUGACUGAUGCAGUGUGACUCAAUAUUAUUAUUACAUGAAAAUUUCUGUUGGGUUACAAUAACUAUAUUCAAAUACGGUGAAUUGUUUAUAUACUUGGUCGUUUAUAACAUUACCAGUCAUUCCUUUUUAAAUUGUUUUAAAAAAAUUGUCAAUUUCCUUUUUAAUCAAUUAAAUUAAUUUGCGGUUCCGGUUACAAUUCCAAUCAUCCGGUUUUUACUUUAUAAUUCUCCAUAUGAGUCAAACUUGGCAAAGUUAUAAAGGACAAAGAAAUAUAC
Molecule: messenger RNA, 2315 nt
Organism: Cuscuta epithymum
Lineage: Eukaryota; Viridiplantae; Streptophyta; Magnoliopsida; Solanales; Convolvulaceae
Source: the annotation of a GenBank genome assembly